Lytechinus variegatus (green sea urchin) is the source of this 3039-nucleotide messenger RNA. RefSeq names its product histone deacetylase 11-like. The transcript has 10 exons. Gene Ontology annotation, molecular function: histone deacetylase activity. NCBI's taxonomy places the organism in Eukaryota, Metazoa, Echinodermata, Echinoidea, Temnopleuroida, Toxopneustidae. The record is from RefSeq and is a predicted model, not a curated record. Bases 252 to 1631 code for a protein of 459 amino acids.
AUGAAAGACCAUUAACAGAUAUGUAGUUAAUUAUUUAACUAUUAAACAUGUAUGCAAAGUAUACUUUGUAGGCAGAGUUGACUCUUUCUGUUUCAUGAUGGUUCCUGCCAUUACUCAAUUCCAAAUGUAAUACAGUAAAGAGCUCCCUACGUACAUGAACUUUGAGUUCUUACAAUGCAGCUGUCUUUGUAUUGCUGAUAAAAUUGAACCAAUGUUUUCUUUUCAUUCCCUCUUCCAGUGAAGACACAAGCAUGGAGGCUGAGAGUGAUCAUCAAAAUAAAGAUGCAGUGGAGAGUCCGCCAGAACAUCAAAAUGAAACAGAACAAAAUCCAGUUACUGUACAGGAAGAAAGACCUAUUGAGAAAAGAACUUCUGAAAGUGAUGAUAUGGAAGAGGAAGAAAGAGAGGAGGAAGAAACGGAACAAGAUACAGCAGAGCAGUUUGCACAAAUCAAGGAAAGGAUUCAAAAAUCAAAACUGUACUUGGAUGUAGAACCUCAUCAAUGGCCUAUAAUCUACUCACCUGAUUACAAUAUUAGCUUCCUUGGAUUUGAGAAAUUGCAUCCAUUUGACUCAGGAAAAUGGGGAAAAGUCUACAGCUUGCUCAAAAAGGAAGGCAUGUUGUGUGAUGAAACUACAAUCUGCCCAUUAGAAGCCACUGAAGAUGAUCUUUUAGUAGCACAUACAAAGCAAUACAUUUCUCGUUUAAAGAAGGAUAUAUCAGAGGGCUUUCCUAAGUGGAGCAUUUCUGUAGCUGGUAUAACCGAAGUACCUCCAGUUGCUCUUCUUCCAAACUACAUCGUUCAAAAGAAGGUGUUACGGCCGCUCAGAUUACAAACAGGGGGAUCCAUACUAGCUGCCAAACUAGCCAUGGAGAGGGGAUGGGCUAUCAAUAUAGGUGGUGGCUUCCAUCAUUGUUCCAGUAAGCAAGGAGGGGGCUUCUGUGCUUACGCUGACAUCACCUUGGCUCUUCGCUUCCUCUUCCAUCAAGGUACCAUCAAGAAGGCCAUGAUCCUGGACCUGGACGCGCAUCAAGGCAACGGCCAUGAGAGGGACUUCAUGCAAGACAAAGAGUCGGUCUAUAUACUGGAUGUCUACAACAGGCAUAUAUACCCCCGGGAUGGAUUUGCAAAAAGGGGCAUUAGUCGAAAGGUAGAAGUGAAUUAUUUCAUCGCUGAUGAGCAGUAUAUGACAUUGGUAGCAAGUAACCUAGAAGCAGCAUUGAAUGAGUUUGAACCUGAUAUACUGGUCUACAAUGCUGGUACAGAUUCCCUAGAAGGGGACCCGCUUGGAGCUCUAUCUAUAUCUCCUCAGGGAAUAAUCAGACGCGAUAUGAUGGUGUUUGAAUUUGCACGCGACCGACCUAAACCCAUUCCGAUCGUCAUGGUGACGUCCGGAGGUUACCAAAGAAACAAUGCAGACAUCAUUGCAGCUUCAAUCCUGAAUCUAUGGAGGAGAGGACUGAUAUCAUGUACAGAAGCAGAAGAAUUUCAAGCCAAGCAAGAUGGACCCUCAUCAAGUUCUAGACAAAGCCCAGAGGGAGAAGAGACACCUUCCACAUCAAACUCAGAGUCUACUCCACAAGGGAAUAGAGGCUUCUUCAGAUCAUUCCUAGGAUUCUUUGGAAAAUGAUUGGAGUUGGCAUUAUGGCAGUGUUAUCAUAAAGGUAAUGUCUUCCGGGCUUCUGUUCAUUAAAACUUGCCAUCAAUGAUUUAUGGUAAACAGCCAAUCAGAUGGCAUGUUUAUAGUAGCUUAUCACAGUUGUUGUGAUUGUAAUUGACAAUAGACUGUAUGAAACAGGGCCCCGCGCCACACUAAUUUUGAAAAGCAUGAGAAGAAUCUUCAGAGGGUUAUCACUGAAAUUAACUGUAACUUUGCGUAUACAAGAGCCAUGGUUAGCUGUUACAGCAUGAAUUCACCAAAAAAUUGUGUUUAACCAUAUCUGGGCUUUAGAUCCCUACGGAGCUUUUCUAAGUACUAUACAAUAAGCACUGAUAAGCACACAUUGUACUUUUGCAUACUUUCAGUAAAUAAUUAAAAUCACAUGCAGUUCAUGUUCAGUUCACGUUCAUGCUUUGAAAAAAUAUACCAUGACGAGAAUGGGGGGAGGAAGUUAACCUCCUGUGUUAAAUGAAUUAUGGUCUACCUUUACCUUUUAAAAACAGAGCAUUUAGUAUGAGUUCAAAAUACACCAGGGUAUACUUUCCUAACCGUUUUCCCAUGAUUCGCAUUACUUUAUUUGCCUGUGUCCCAGACUGACUUUUGUAAUGUUCAUUUUCUUUUAAUCACAAUUAUCAAGCACAUAACAGCUUUUUGCUUUAAAGUUGCUUUGUUAAGUUAGCUUAUGCUUCCAGUGUGCGGCGAUGUUUGAGCCUUUAAUUUCUGUCUGUAUUGCCUUAUAUCUUUCCUUGCCUGAAAGAGAGCUACAGAUGAAGUUUGUUACUGUGCUAUGUUAAAUAAUUGAGGAAAGUGUUAUUCUAAACUUAUAAAAGAUUUUGUCAAAAAAUUGUAGUGAUUUGUUAUAUUCUGUAUAUUUUGCCUUUUUAAAACUUUGUUGCCUGUAUCCCCUUCAGCAUAAAAGCCCUCAAAGUUUUUUUUUUAAUAAUUGAAUCAUACAUAUAUAUCAAUAGAAAGUUUGUAAAGCCAACAUAAUGAUAAUGUAAUAUGUAGCAUUUCAUUUUAAGAACAAUUUUAGUUGCUUAUUCAAUGGCAUAUGAUUUAUUACCGCAGCUUUAUUAGCUCUAGCUGCUGUGUGUUAUCAAAGUGUCAGAGAAAUGUAAAUAAUGUUUUAACUCUUGUCUAUGAAAUUGGAAAUGCCAAAUGUUUCUAAAAACCUUGAAAUAUGACUUACUUGAAGGAUAAGUGUUCACAAUGAGUGUUAAGUAAAUUUGUUUUCUUUCUUUUUACAAUUCUUGAAAAUAAAAAUAUACAUCAUUGAGGGCAUUAGCAAGAAAUGCCAAACCAGGCUACCAGGGGGCCGUUUCACAAAGCUGUUCGUAAGUUAAGAGUGACUUUAAGAACGACUGGUGAUCCUUUCUUA